Anopheles cruzii is the source of this 1758-nucleotide messenger RNA. RefSeq lists its product as uncharacterized. The transcript has 5 exons. The coding region runs from base 110 to 811 and encodes 233 amino acids. Lineage: Eukaryota; Metazoa; Arthropoda; Insecta; Diptera; Culicidae. The record is from RefSeq and is a predicted model, not a curated record.
AAGCAACGAUACUGAAUAGUUUUCGAUUAAAAGUUGAGUGAAUUUUUAAAACCUAAUUAACGAUCAUCAUCAAAGUGUUGCGUUUAAUGAAAGCGCCCAACCGAAACUGAUGAUGGACUUCAAGGCCUCAACGACGGCCACCAUCGCCACCAUCGACAAGGGCAGCGAUCGGACGUUUGCGUCGGCCUUCUUCCACCCGCCAGCAUCGCCGGCCCACGUAGGGUGCUGCAUGCUGAACAGAGCCCCGGUCCGGCCACCGUCGGAGAUCUACUUCGAAAGCCGGGGCAAGUGCUGCAAAAAGUUGCUACGAUACAACGGCUACCCUAACAAGGUGCUACUGUACCCGGAGGAAGGAUGGGCUCGAAGUGCGGCCUCGAGCUACUGGACGAUAGCUCCGUGCCGGUGGCGAAGGAAUCGUUGCAUCGUGGAAGAGGUGGCCGGAUCCAGAAAACAAACGACGCAGGGCCGCAUGAUCGUUGUUGGUGACGGAGCGCUCCUAAUCGUGGGCACCUUCAAGCGCCGUACGCCGGACCCCGACUUUAAGCUGUAUCUGUCAUCCAACAUCAGCCUGGCGGACUACAACAUGGGCUACUGUCUGACGGGCACGCUGGAGCGAGGCUGCCAGCGGACGAACCAGUUCCAAACGACCCACUUUGCCGUCAUCCGUCGCUGCUGGCCAUCGAACGACCACGAGCAUGGCGGCGGCGGAGGCGGUGUAGGCGGCGGUGGCUUCGGAGUGGGCGGCGGGGGUGCAAACAAAAAUAACAACAAAACACAACACACCUACAUCGAUUUCCUCUUCAACCGAUGAUGAUGAUGAGACCGCCGGCGCCGUGAGAGAGACUGCAUAGAGUAGCUUUUUCUGCCCGUUUCUGUUCCACGAUUAUGGUUCUACGUUGAACAAUUCGCCCAAAACGAGCUGUAGACCUGUGCAAAACCGUGCCCCCCUCCCGCAGGCCAGAAUCCGGAACACACAAUCAACCCAGCGUCGGGUGGCCCGAAAGGCCAAGGCGCUGAAGCAUCGUAGGCACUGCGCGUAGAGUAGGCCGCGAUUAGAGUAAACGCUGAUAAGCCGCGGAGUAGCUCCGCUGGUAGGAUAGGGACUCGAUGAUAAUAUAUUUAGAUAUGGAAGCGGUAACGUAUACACACACAAACUGCGCGCUUCCCCGCGAGGGGUAUUUUUUUAGCCAGCCGCGUAACUCGUUGUAAUCACUAUCGAUCCUCUUUUUUGGCCGCCAAAGAGACGCAACCUUCAACCUCCCCUCAAAAACAUUGACAGAUCUCCCGCUGAAACGCUGAGCUUGGCCUACUAGAGCCGUUCUAGAGAGAGAAAGAGAGGGAAAAAGUCCCUGCUGAAAUUGUGCCGUUGCCAGGGAAACGUAAAUAGUCGAUAAAACCAAACAAACGCGUUAUCAUUGAAUUAUAAUGCAGCCAGAACUCGCAACGUAGUGGAAAAAGCAAAAUGGAAAAGGAAGAAUCACGCACUGAAAUUGAUAACAGAAACCCCUAAAAUAAUAAACGGACAAACAAAAACACAGCAAACAAAACAAAUCAAUUAACCAGCCAAGCUUGCUAUAUAUACACAGGAAAUAGAGCGUUAAAACAUAGAGCAAUCCACUAACAAAGCAACCACUGGUGAACGGCGCAGCGUCCAACACAAAACUUGCAAAACCCAGCACUAGCUAGCAUAAAAGAGGUAGCACUAAAGCAUAAAAGAAAUGGAACGCUUUUUGAUGAGAAUACAAAAUACGUACGAAA